GACCCUUCGGCUGAGUUAAUGUAGUUUAGAUUGAGCUUUCCUGAUCCAAUUACCAGGCAAGUGAUCCCGCUUGACAAGAUCCCGAGUAAUAUCAAGGAAAAGGAGUACCAAUCCUCGAACAGACCACAUGCAGCAGUGCUGCACAAGCUGAUAAAGAUGGGGAAAAUUGCAAGCCACACAGAGUGCGUUUCCAGCAGGUUCAGUGGCAAUUUCUUGUCCUUCACAUUACCCUGCCAGUCCUGAGCAGGUGGUAAAUGUAUGACAGUCACCUUCGUCGGAGUUGUCCUCCUCGUUUUAUCUUCCAGCUCUAUCUUUCUAAUAUCUCUAUCCUCUGCGCCCUUACAUUCUUCGGCAAGCAAGUGCGCUAUAUAGCUUGUCUUGUCCAUGACGGUUCCGGAAAAGGCAGCUAUAAAUUUUGGACCUUUUUCUCCUGCAAAUUGGAACACCGUAGCUGGAUCUAGGUUAGGUCCUGGAAAAAGCCCAUCCCAUAACCUUGAUUUUGCCAUCUGCCCAUACCGCUUUGCGACAGUAUAACUGCCCGGAGAGUUGUACCAGCCUAGCCACUUCCUCCCCUCAUAAAGAUGCACAGUCAGCAUUGCGGCAAUCACUUCUUCACCUCCAAAGAAUCCAGCCACAGCUAUGGUGUCUAGGGAAAAUUUGGCGUCUCGGAAAGGAACAUUCUCAAGUGGCAUAAUGGAAAGAUUCCAAGGUAUCGGAAUAACAAGGAAAGACUCAGAGUCAGUGUUUGUGGGCUCUCCGUUGUAUCAGCUGCAAAUACCUUUUAUAUGGCUCACUUUAUCGAGAACAAAUUCAGACAUGCUACCAACAACCAGUUCCCGUCUCCAUUCUUUCACAAUUGCAUGCGCUAUACAUGCUUGUCGUGAACUUUGAUGGCGCCUUUUUACGGUGGUACAUGGCUUUUGGAGGGAACCGCCCUUCCUUACAUCUCUUACCGCAGCUAGACGCGCAAUACUAAGAUCCUGUGUUUUCAUUUUCGUCCGGAAGAUCUAGAUGAUGAAGCAUUGCAACAAUGCCCAUCCCCCGCCCACCAUGCAUUCUAGUGCCAGGUAGACCCUGACAUAAACGCUCAUUGUAUUGAUAUUGAAACACGCUUCUCAUGGCCUGGUGCCAUCUAUACGAAAGGCGCUUGAAGGAGAAUAACCAUCAUACUCUUGUGUUUCGUUAGGGGUACCAACGACUGUUGAAAGCAAACGGUUUGCAUAUCACUACGGAAUUAUAGUCGAUCCAUGGUGCCAGCCUCCGUUGCUUCGCUAUCGCUACAUCCAACGAUUUUUGAAUACUGUGGAUCUGAAUCCAUGUUGGAUAUUGUGGUAUCACACAUGCAACCACCACGGAACGCAAUAGCCCCUCACGAAAACCAACAACCC
Serpula lacrymans var. lacrymans S7.9 is the source of this 1388-nucleotide messenger RNA. RefSeq lists its product as uncharacterized. The record is from RefSeq and is a predicted model, not a curated record. Bases 640 to 891 code for a protein of 83 amino acids. NCBI's taxonomy places the organism in Eukaryota, Fungi, Basidiomycota, Agaricomycetes, Boletales, Serpulaceae. The transcript has a single exon.